AGAUACAUAUCAUUCUUAAUUGGCUAGUCAUAUAUUCUAUAUGGUGUAGUGAUUGCUCCACAGAUUACGUGAUAAUAAUCAAGACGAAUAAUUUCCAGUAAAACUUAUUUUUUGGUAUUAUAAUAUUACAGGCAGCAUUUUAAAAAUGUGGCCCCGAUUGUGGAUUUCAGCCAGGCGUUCUGCUGUUCAAUUAAAUGUUGAAAAUGCAUUAAAAGUCUCUUUGCGUGCCUCAUCUAGCCAGGCCAAGCAGGCGGAAAUUUCCGAUGCCAAAUUAACCAAUUCGGUUUUACAAACAGAGAAAUUUCAAGAUAUUCGUAUAUAUAAUGAACCAAUUCCGCAAUAUCUGCCCGGGUCUAAUGAAAUCAAAGAUUUGCAGAAAGCGCUUAAACAUUAUGAAAAUAACUGUGAAGAUAUACCGAUUGUUAUAAACGGAAAAGAGAUAAGAGAGGGACAAGAGACGUUCCAAGUUAUGCCACAUAACAAGAAUCACAAGCUUGCAAAAUAUUACUAUGCUGACAAUGCUACUAUUGAAGAAGCUAUACGUGUCUCAGUGCAGAAACAAAAGGAKUGGGAUAAAACCCCUCUUAAAAAACGCAUUGAAAUUUGGGAACGUGCUGCUGAUCUUAUGGCCAAAAAGUAUCGUGCUGAAUUGUUAGCCACUACAAUGUUGGGGCAAUCAAAAACAGUAAUACAGGCUGAAAUUGAUUCUGGUGCUGAAUUGAUAGAUUUUACCAGGAUGAAUGCCGGUUACUURAAAAAUUUGGCCAUGGAACAACCUCUAAGUCCUCAGCCAGGCAUAACCAAAAAYCAUUUACGUAUUCGAGGCUUGGAGGGAUUUGUUGCAGCAAUUACACCAUUUAAUUUCACCGCAAUCGGUGGUAAUUUAGCGUUUACACCUGCUUUGAUGGGCUGUAGUGUSUUAUGGAAGCCUUCAGACACGGCAAUGCUCUCCAACUGGACGGUAUUCAAAAUAAUGAGGGAAGCCGGUGUACCGGAUGGAGUAGUAAACUUUGUUCCUGCUAUUGGCAAAAAUUUCGGUGAUGCGAUUACUAAUUCCCCCGAUUUGGCUGGUAUCAAUUUUACUGGUUCCACAGCGACCUUCAAAACCCUUUGGAAACUGGUGGGUAAUAAAAUUGAUCAGUACAAGAACUAUCCACGUUUAAUAGGUGAAUGCGGAGGUAAGAAUUUCCACUUCAUUCAUCCAUCAGCGAAUGUGGAGACUGCAGUUGCGCAAACUAUUCGCUCUGCUUUCGAGUAUGGCGGACAGAAGUGCUCCGCAUGUUCUCGAUUAUAUGUACCAGAAUCGCUUUGGGAGUCCCAAUUUAAAGGACCACUCAUUAAGAAGACUAAGAAUUUGAAAGUAGGCGAUGUUCGUGAAGUAGACAGUUUCUAUUCGGCGGUUAUUGAUGAAAACUCAUUUCAACGUAUUCUUGGGUUUAUUAAUGAAGCCAAAGAGGAUCCCGAUUGCACUAUUUUGACAGGUGGAAAUUUAUCCAAUUUGAAAGGCUUCUUCGUGGAACCAACUAUUGUACAGGUGAAAAAUCCUAAUAAGCGUGUAAUAACAGAUGAAAUAUUUGGACCAGUAUUAUCAGUGUAUGUUUAUAAAGACAGCGAUUUAGAUAAAGCGUUAGAUUUGGUUAGAAAUACAACUCAAUAUGCGUUAACUGGCAGCGUUUUUGCUACAGAUGAACCAUUYUUAAAACAAGCUUUAAAUGAGUUAAAAGAUGCUGCUGGCAAUUUUUACAUUAAUGAUAAGUCCACAGGAGCUGUCGUUGGGCAGCAGCCUUUCGGUGGGGCGCGACAGUCCGGCACUAACGAUAAAGCAGGUUGUCCAUUUUAUCUGAUGCGUUUCGCUUCAUUGCAAGCUGUAAAAGAGACCUUCGUACCAAUACCAGAUAUAUACUAUCCUUAUAUGAACAAAACGACUAAUUAAAUAACUCAUGAUAUUUCUCUUUAAAUGAAACUAAGCGAAUCUCGAAUGGCAGUUAAAAACUAAAAAUAUAUAAAUAUUUUGUGGUUAUAAAUCAUUUAUUUUAUUCCAUGAAUACUGGAAUAUUACGAAUAUAUUGAAUGUAUUAAGCAAUUAUAAAUUACAAUUUACUCAAUGUGUAUUAGAAUCUCUUUAACGAACAAUUAACGUACAUAUAUACAUAUAAGCUUAGCUAAUUAUUCAGCGAGUUGAAUGUAGAAUGCCAUCGAACAUGGGUCACGUUCACCAGUAGCCAAGCCCCCUAUUUGUUAUCAAUAAUUUUUAUAUUCUGGUGCGUUUGUGGGACUUUAUUACAUACCCAUACUUGUGUACAAUAAAAACAACACAGACCUGCGAUAAUCA
Bactrocera latifrons is the source of this 2332-nucleotide messenger RNA. RefSeq names its product delta-1-pyrroline-5-carboxylate dehydrogenase, mitochondrial-like. The transcript has 2 exons. Gene Ontology annotation, molecular function: L-glutamate gamma-semialdehyde dehydrogenase (NAD+) activity. The record is from RefSeq and is a predicted model, not a curated record. Lineage: Eukaryota; Metazoa; Arthropoda; Insecta; Diptera; Tephritidae. Gene Ontology annotation, cellular component: mitochondrial matrix. The coding region runs from base 146 to 1933 and encodes 595 amino acids.